This is a messenger RNA of Lachnellula hyalina, 243 nucleotides long. RefSeq lists its product as uncharacterized. Bases 1 to 243 code for a protein of 80 amino acids. Lineage: Eukaryota; Fungi; Ascomycota; Leotiomycetes; Helotiales; Lachnaceae. The transcript is spliced from 2 exons. The record is from RefSeq and is a predicted model, not a curated record.
AUGAUAUCUCUACUUAUUCGAGUUUACACAUCCUUCGUCCCGCCGACACCCGAGAAGAAAAGUGAUGCUGUCAGAUUAGGCAUCUUAGGAACCGCGCAAACUGCCCCCCUAUCGCUGGUCCUGCCAGCGAAGUCGCAUCCUGAAGUCGUUUUGCAAGCUGUCGCUGCGAGAGAUCGUACUCGUGCCGAAGCAUUCGCAAAGAAGCAUGGGAUCCCCGAUGUCAGAGACACAUAUCAGGGCUAG